AUGAUACACAAGGUGCACACGUUUUUCGAAAAUCACCCAACUCCCAAACGACAAUUAACCAUUCGACAAAUUUUAAUAAACGGUAUGCAUUUCGUGCCCGCCAACGGUUUGAAUUGUCGUCUGGUGUUGGAUCGUACCGAUUGCGUUGGCCAAACCGUAUUUCCCACAGUCGAAUGGUUGCGGGUAUUUAAAUUUUCUUAUCGAUAAUUCCCAUAGUUGCAUUUGCACUGUGACUAUUAUUAGUUAACAUGUUCGGCAAAUUAUUGUAACUAUUGAUCGAAACGAUACGACGAUAUUCGGAACGGAAAUUUGAACAUGUUUGUAUUGGAAAAUGAUCGCAAUAUGAUUGCGGCCGGUAUGGGAAGGCACUGCGUUAUUUUCCUAGUUUGUGGCAAAUUUAUCGCCGCCACGAUAAUUAUUUACCGUAUUUUGUUACAAUUAUUAUAUUACUGUCCAAGCUGUUAUCGGAUCCCGGCACGAACUCGUGGCCCGUCUCGGUUACCGUUAUAGUAUCUAAAUUUUUUGUUUGACUCGAGAAUAAACCGACUGCGUGGCGUAUUGUUACGCGAAAAUAAAUAGGCGAACGAUAUUUCAAUCAUCGGCGUCGGCCAAUUUUUCAAUUCGGCGUAAAAUUCCAACGACGGUCCGCACGCCAUUCCGGCGACUGGUAAAUUUCCGAUAUCUUUCGUCGGUGGUCGCUCGUCCUCGCGUUGGCCAACGACGGAAAUCGGUCGGAAUAUCUGACCGCACGUUUCAGAGAGCGGUGUGUGGCAUUUUUCGCCGACAAAAAAAAUUCUACAAAGCGGCCGCAUUUUAACCCAGGCGCCGUUGGUUUUUCCUCGCGGACGAUUCCGGCGACGUCCGGGCGGCACCGCCGUCGUCGACGGGAUUCUCAUCGCAAAAUUUCAUCGCGGAAACGGAAAACGCCCGGAUUUCGGUUUCCCGUUUCAGUGGCAAUAUCAAUUUGUGCGCGCGAAACGGUAAAACCGCUUAAAAACAAACGAUGACAAACCGAAAAAAAAUCACGGUAUUCGGUCAUUUCCUCCACCACCACAUCCACCCCCACCCGGCACCAGAACCUCAUACCGCGUUUUUUACGCGUCCGCCGACGAAAACGACGAUAACGACAAUUUUUACAACAUUAAAUCGUGUUUCGGGGGGGAAAAAAUAUAACGUGUCCCAGUUCCGAGAGAAAAAUAUACGCGGCAUCUGUCGGCGACGUCGAUUAUUAUAACCGAAGCGGGUAUUUUCCGACGAACCGUAUUUGACAGAGUGUUACAUCCGGGGAUUCGUUAUUUCUGUUUAUCCGUCGGGAAAUUUGUUGCCCGGAAUAUUUUAUUAUACCCACGCGCGUCGGAAACCAGAAAAGGUAAAAUGGUUUCAUUUUCGACCGAUUCGAUAUUGCCGGGCGAUUCGUUUGAGCGGGCACGCCUCGUUACGUGUGAAAGCAUUGAAUUAUUCCGGAAUUUAUUUCUAGAACAUUUGAGAAACAAGCUGCUCCGCAAUUUUGUGUUUGCGUUAUUUUCGGGAGGGGGGGGGGGUAAAACAACUGCCUACCUUUGAUUUUGAAACGGCGACCUAUAUUUAAAAAAAAGUCCAUAAAUAGAUUGGGUAUUGGCCGAAACAAUCGUUGGUGUUGACAUUUUCGAUUUCCGUUGACGGGACAUACCGUUUUUAUUUAAUUUUAGGUUAGCGGAGAGUGUAGUGGUGCAUUAUUAACGGGGCCGCCGCACUGAUGACGCUCCACUACUCUCGUCCGACCCACAGUUAAAAGUGGAACGUCUCGCAAACGGAUCGACGGAAAAUCGGAAAAUGCCACCACCAGCAAUUAUUCCGGCCGACAUCCGGAUCUAUUUAUGGAAUCGUCGGUACAGGUCGCCGUGCGAAAAUCAAACGUGGGCGGUGGUUUUCACCCCCGCGAAAAUAAGAGUGACGGGAAAACCGCACGAAUAUCGAAUCGUCGAGCGGGGCCCGUUUGCCGGGACAUUUUUGACAAACGGAAUUCCGGAAGGAGUUUCGAGCUCGACCCCGGGACGCACCGAGAUGCACCCACCCGCUGCUUAAAUGAAAAUCGCCCGGUACAUCGGGAAAAUAAAACGUUUCGUGGUUUUCGCGCCCGGGCCGUGUAACGGGAACGUCGGUCCGUAUUGGUAAAAUACGUUUUUACGUGACAUUUUGCGACCUCGCGGGGUCUGUCACUGUGUGAUGCGCGGCGCGCGUUACGCGACGGCGCGCCCCGAAACCCGAACCGGCCGUCCGAAUUUGACGGUCAAAUCGAUCGGAUCGCCGUUUUACCCGGUACCCCGCGGACGCGCGUGCGACCGCCGUUGUCGUAAAGGCACCACCCUCGCGCACGUUAAGGCCGGCCCACGAACACGAUCAUACAAUUUGAGCGACCGCUAUGUUUGUGCAGACAUUGUGCCGAAUUUUAUUUAUUCUUUUUCAAACGCUAACUAAAUUAUUAAUAUUUAUCAUUGUUGUUAUUAUUUCUAACAACUCUCCAAACGUAUCUGCAUCCAUUCCAAGAUAGUUUUGGGAUAGUCUACUACUGAACUCAUUUCGAGUUCUGAUACUAACCGUUUCGCACGAGCCGUUUGAACGUGUGUUUGCGCAAACAUAGUGGUCGCGCAAAAUGUUCGAUCGUGUAUGGGGGGGGGGCCUUUGCGUGACGCGGACUUGAUACCGGCGUGAUGUCACGGGAACGUUUCGCGCGGCGCGCGGUCGUCGUUUAUCAUCGGCGCGCAUCGAAAACGGACCCGUUCGGAUUGAAAAUAAUUGACAACAAUUAUCGACGGGAUUUUCUUAUCGUUAAUUGAACGCGAUAACGUACGGGCCCGCAAAACGCAACGCGACGUGGCCGCCGGCCGAUAACGCAACGCAGCGUCGCGAAUAAUUAUCAAUUGCGAGGUUUUAAAUUUGUAUUUUGUCUUUCAUCUCUCCGUUCCCGUUUGUUCCCGUAGCGGCGCGACAAUCGAUUAUUCUUCCCGAACGACCGGCACGCGAUAUUGAACCGUCGCGUUGGGUAUUUGAAAUGUCGUUUCACCGCGUGUCGGACAAACAGAGACCGCGAAAAAUAUUCCGCGAUUCCGCAACACGAUUGGGAGGCACCUGUAACAAAAUAAUACCGACGGUUUCGACCGAAUCCCGUUUUCACAACGAUAUAUUACGCGUGUCGAUGAAAUCGCAUUGUACCGAUUAUGCCGAGACCCGAUUUUCCGCGAUUGGCAUUUCGUUCGUUCGAGCGUUUUAAUUUUUAACGAAAAAAUACAAAAAAAAAAAACGAUAAUAAAAUAAUUUCGGUUGUUCGGCGUCCGAACGGGAACAAUUUCAACCGAACGAGAACUCGCCGUCAACCCGGUGCCGAUUUACAAAUCCGUUUCAAUCGUUGUUUGUUUUUUUUUCCUCUGUUUGACACGUUGUGUAGAGGCAAUGGCUAAUGCCUCGGUACCGUUGGACAAUAUUAUCGUCUACGGUACGGUCUGUAUUUGACGACGGUUUGUGUGUAAUGCUCGGUAAUUGAUAGUAACAACAAUUAUUGUUAAUAGUUGACGUCCCGGUCGAUUGCGGUUAUAAUUUCAUUAGUUUUAAUUAUAAUUGUUGGUCGAUGAAACAUAAUUCGUAAUGAUCGAUAUGGGCAACCAACACGCGCCGCGGGACGUACGAUUUUAUGCCAGAAUAUUACACUUCGGGUAGGGAAAUUCUUUACGCGUUGUAACAAACGAACGAAAAUCGCACGAAUCGCAAUAAAACCGACUCGUUUCGCUGGGAACCUAGGAAAAAAAAAAAAAAAAAAAGUUGAAUUCGAUCGUCUUAAAAAGAACACGCGGUAGGUUCCCAACUGUGUCGCGUAAAUCUUUUUUCCUUUUUUUUUUUUCUCCCCGAAUUUCGUUCACAGACAAAUAUAAACGUAUUUUUACACUUUUUUUUCGUUAAGAACACGACAAUGUAAUACAAAUACCAGCUGCUAAUCUGUCCGAUACCUAAUGUAUAAAUAAUACUCGCUACGGAGAUUUCGAUGGUUUCGUUUAAACACGUUAUUAAUAAAUAAUGUCUGUACACACACAAGGUAUACAAAUAUUAAAACAGGCGUAAAAUAACGCGGUGCUAUAGGCGCUGCCAGUAUAUUAUUGAUACCUAUGGACUGUGGUUUAAUUAGAUUAUUUUCGCUAUCAGGAAUUGAACAUCAAGUAGCAUAUGUUUUGUCUUUUUAAUGGCGCUCGGGGAGCUAAGCUUUUUGAAUUUUCUUUGUAGUUUUACCAAUAAUGUCAGACGACUGGCGACGAAACACGUUUCUGUCACCUAUUUUCGACAUCGAUUUAAUGAAACGAUAAAAUGUCCAACCGAAUUUCGCUCAGAAUCGUUUUUGGUUUUCAACGAUUUGCCGCUAUUCGAAUAACUGCUACCGUAAAAACGAUUCGAAAAAUCGAGAAGUUCAUUCACGCGGCGAUUUUAUUUAUUUUUUCCUAGCCAUUGAAUUUCUUUUAACUCUUUUCUUUUAUCUCUUUUCUGUUCAAUGCGUUUAAAUAAAAUUAAUUUUCAUUUCAUUUGAUUUAUGGGAAAAAUGGAACGUUGUUCUUGUAUCUUACGAGACAUAUUAUUGAAAGUUAGCAAACUGUUCGUCCAUAUUUAACGAAAUAUUUUAAAAAUUGACGUGAACAACACGACAAAUAAUAUUUCGAACGGGAACCUUCGACUUGGCACGUCGAACUAUCUGAACGUUCAAAUCGUGUGAUUUAUUUAAAUUCAGUAUUAGUGGCUCUAUCUAGGCAUGUCAUGCGUCGUCAUAUUAUUAUAAUUACUAUUUAUCAAAACUUAACAACAUUUUAUUUUACACAUUUCAUGUGCGUUUAAAUUUAUCGUUUUAAACUAUUUAAAUAAUAUUAUCAAUUCAGUUUUUUUUUUUUUCAGAAAACAUUCAUAAUAUAUAUGAAUUAGAAGAUCUUUUUACUUUAAAUAUUAAAUAAUAUAAUAUAGGACGUGUUUUAUGUACUUAUUUAUAUUUAAUUGAAACUUGAACGAUACCUAUUAAAUCAUUAGAAAUCGUAUAAAAAUAGGUACCUAUAUGACAUCGUCUUAAACUUAAACCUUUUUCCAUUUGCAUACUUUGCAAUAUAUAAUUUUGCACUUUACACAACUUCUAUGGAUUUUUUCCUAUCACACAAUAAUUGCCCAAAAGACAAAAGUCCGGUUAAUCCCGGUUUCGUUACUGAGUACUCAAGUUACAACUAUAAUGGUAUAUUUUUGUACAUUAUUAUAAACAAAAAGUCAUAAAAAAGACGUCCUAGGACAAUAGGGACGGGUGCAGCCACUGUUAUGGAUAAUUUAAUGAAUACCUGUAAGCAAAGAUGUAAACCAUUGCUUAUGAAAAAAACGAUUCUGAGCGGAAUUCAGUUGAUAGUGAUGCUUUGUCAAAAAUAUAUAUGUCAUUUUAUAGUAAAAUAAUUAAAUAGGCUUUGUAUAUUUUCUUUAAUUAUAUUUAUUUCAUGUUGUACCGAUUUUCCCAGUUUUCCUACAUUUUUCCCAUGUUUUAUCCCGGUUUUUCACAUUUGCUGGGAAAACUCUUAAGAAAAUCAAAAAAAUGACCUGCUUAAAAUACGUACCCACAUCGAUUCGCUUUCAGAAAAGGUGGUACACGUAGAAAUCCGAGCUAGUCUUCUGGUAGAAAAGUUGCACACAGAUAAAAAAAAAAAUAAACAUCUUUGUAAAACUAUAAGCUUCUUCGCUCCACUCAGAAUUUAUAUCACUGCAGAACUAAACUGUUUUGAUACUUUCUUUUUAAUUUUCAAGUACCUACCUACGUGUGUUCUGAGUGCAGAUGACCCGAGUUCGUCAAGUCACUAACCGACAUUUGCCUACUAGGUACCCAGUUCUGGUCCCACUACCCGUUAGAAUAAAUUUUCAGUGCAUAACCGUACUGACUAACGGUGUUUUUUUUUUAAAUCGAGUUAUUAGUUCGUUACCUUUCUACACAAAAGAAAAAUGUUUAUUAUGAUCCGUCAUACCUAUAACUACAGUAAUUGAACAAUAAAUUCGACUUGAUUACGGGUCGUCGAAAUAAUAUAAACGUCGUCACUCGUCACGUUAUUAAUUUCAUAUCUUUUAACACAUUUUAAUAAAUUUCUGUUACAUAUUAGUUAUUUUUUCGUUUUCUAGUAUAUAGACUACUUAAUGAUAUUAUCAUACAUAAAAUAUUGAUACUUAUAUCAAAUCUACAGGCCGUUUGUUUUUCAGAUUAAAUUAGGGUGACCAUACGUCCUGUUUGAUGCAGGAUUGUUCUAAUUUCGACUGCGUGUCCUGUGGUACUGACGAACUCCUUUCGGGACGCUUUUUGUCCUGUUUUAUAUGUCUGAGUUUUAUUCCGUAUUAAUAAUUCUGGGUAUAAAUAUUUUAAAAUUUUUUAACUCGCAGAUUAAAAUUUAUUUUAAUUUUUUAUUGAUAUAAAUUUGUUGACGAAAGUAUUCGUUAUAGAUGAAAAAUAAUAACCACACGAAUCGAUACCGGUGGUAAUACAUCGUAAGAUAUACGGGUUUAUUUAAAAUAGUUCAUAAUGUAGGCAUAAUUUAUUAUGAAAAAUUAACAAAAACACCUAUAAUAAUUAAUUAAUAUGACUUUGAAUGUAUUAUUGAAAUUAUUUCGUCCUGUUCUUGAUUUUUUUAAAUAUUGUCACCUUAUAUUACUAAAUAGAUAACCACCUAUACAAUGUGAGUACUUAUUAAAUUUGAUAUAUAAAUAUUUUUUUUUUUUUUUUUAACGAAGAAUUCGGUCGGUGUUGUAUACCGACCUAAUAAUAAUACUUGUUUUGUUUUGUUUUUUAUUUUUUUUUUACCUAUGUUACUAUUUUACUAUAACAACUAACGAGGUGUAACGGAGUUAUUGAGUACCGUUGACCUUAUAAUGUCGAAACAAAUAAAAAAGUGGCACGUACACAAGGUAACUUUUUUUUUACUUGCUUAAUUAUUGUUUAUUUACUUGUGCGCGAUUUUUAUAUUAUGCUCAAUGUACUGAUGCAUUGUGUAUUUUUUUCAUAGCUGUCUUUUUUUUUUAUCAGUCUUUUAUCAGUAAUGAUUAGAUCGGUUGGAUCCAAACGAUUUAACAAUCCCAUUAAAAACGCAUGUAAUAUCUUUUUGUAGUCGUUGUACCAAAAUACGAGUGCUUACAAACUAAGAUUUUACGAUUAUCAAAUACGAGACACUCAAACGAGUUUUUCACUUAUAAAAUAACACAUUUAACUACUUAAUGUAUAGAAUAUAUGAUUGCUUUGUAAUGCAUAAUGUUACAUUGCAUCAAUUAUUUACAUGCUAUUUUGUUUUUGUGUGUAAUCGUGAUACUGAUAAGGAUUAUUACCACACAAUACCAUGAUGUUAGACUAAUCGCGUUUACAAACGAGUUGUUUGGAACAUUGUCGUCAAAAACGCUAUCGGAAUUCCUCGAAUACCUUUCGUUCGGUUCCCGGUGUUUAAAUAACAUCGUAGCAACGUGUUAUUUUUUUUUAUUUUUUUUUCCCGAAAAAACCAAACACGGUGUUCAGUCGGGUUUAUUAUUAUUCCAAAUCCGAACGAAAAAAAAUGAGUAAACAACGUGGACGACACACACUCGAACACAUACACGCCGACGACAGUGUACAUGUUAGAAGAUAACAUUUAAACAAAUAUUAUUUCACAUUUAAGGAUAAUAUUUUUUUUCAAAUUUGAAAUUCUGGACUUUAUCGAAAAAGCUACCCGUUAUCAUAGUUUUGCCGAGACGCGCGCUUUUCGGUUAGGUAAAAAAAUGCUCCGGUGUUUUCAUACCGUCGGCGGUUGGUAAUGGGUAGGGCUCGGAUUUUUACCCAUUACCCAUUACUAAUGGAUAAUAGGUAUUACAUUAGACUUUUUGAAGUAUUCAACACGAUUCCGUACAGUUCUCCGGGCCCACUGGGUUGUCUUUUUUUCAUCGGACGUUAUCGAUUUCGCGGUUACCAUUUUGGCAACCAGGGCGACAAAACACGGCUAUAUAACACCGCGGUGAAAAUUAUGAUUGAUGUUAUUAGCGCAUACCAAAUACAAGCCGGGAGAUAUUCCAGACGCGCUAUAAUGUUGGAUUAAUACGUUUGGGGCUUUUUAUAAUUUUAAAAGCAUAACAUAAAAGAUAUUUCGUUUUGGAAACGAUUUCCAGUUCGCGUGCUGCGGUUUUGGGCGAAUAACGCGAUUUGCGUGUAAUUGUUUUUUUUUUUUUUUCCGCGGUUUAAAUUAUCGCUGAACGAAAAACGACAUGAGCGUAAAUCAUCUGGAAUGUAUAGGCACGGGACAAAUAAAAUCGAUCCCGUAGCACACGGAGAGAAAAUCAAUAUUGACAAAGUUGUCAGUGGCGAAACGUUUGGAUUCACAUGAUGUUGAUAAAUUCUUGAAAACCUAACCGAUUGAAUACUGUCUAUACCUACACGUCUAAUACUUUGGGUUUUCCACGUGGUGAUCAACCCAUCACAAGACACUCGUUGUCACGGAAUAUGUUUACUUUUACCGGAAUAUGUUUUCUAGAAUAUUUAAGAAACAAGCCGCUCUACAAUUUUAUAUUCGUGUCAGUUUUUGUCACUAUUAUUUUCAAGGGUGAAACCGUAGCGGUUUUCGAUUUUCAAGUGUUACAUCGUGUUCUUUCUCCGCGCUUAAAUUUUUCUCGUCUUUUUUUUUUGGAAACGAGGAAUCCAUCGGUUUUACGACGACGUGCGUUUUAACACAUUUUAAACGGUUCCGUUUUAUAUCGGCCGUUCCGUCUUCCCUCCUGAAACGACCACGCCCGUCAGCGGUCACGGAUCCUUUAGAUUCUGUGCGGUACGAGGAGAACGCGCGGGGUUUUUCCACCCCUAGAUCCGUCGGGGGCACACCGUCCGCUGUCUCAAUGCUUUUGGAACGUAAUCAUAUUGCGAUGGUUUUCCGCACGUUAUUACCGGCGAAAUGUCCCGGGCGAAAGAGAGGUUGAAAAUUGUAAAUCGAAUAGAUAUUUGUUUUUUUUAUUUUAUCAUCGAAAAAUUGUGAUUCCGCGUACGGUCGUUUUCGUUGAACGAAAAAAACAACUAAUUUGUUCGACGUGAAAUUAUUACCGUCCGCGAAUUAGGUGUCGUGUUGCGUCUAAAUGGCCGACCGCCGUGCGGCGCGUUCUUUGAAAAAUACGCCGACCAGAACUCAGAAGUCCAGAACGAGAAACGUCAUUUCAGCUAACGACGCAUAUUAUUUCUCACGGAAAACGAACCGUAAAAUAUCGCGAAACGUCGUCGUUUCCCCCGGUGCCCGUUGAUUACAUUAUGGACAACUGGACGCCGGCGGUUGUGUUACGAGCGGUCGUUUUUCCGAAAUAUUACAAUACUCGGUUCGUCUCAUUCGGGGGGGGGGAAGGGGGUAAAAACGAAACAUACGCACUCAUUUUUAACGUGCCCACCGAAUAGGAAUACGAUAAAUUUACAAUUUAUUCCGCGUUAUUUCUCGCCCCGUAAUUCCGACAGAAAUCGCGUUUUAGACGGGUCCGUUUUAGCGCGUUUGUUAUUUUUGACGACCACCGAAAUAUUACGUCUCUUUUUUUUUUAAUUAUAUUCCAGUCGUUCAGCUGUUCGUAUCUAUUCGAAACUUUGAUUUCAUCGCCAGACACUCAUAAUAAUAACUCGUAAUAUCGAAUAGUAUCGAACGUGUAAUACGAACAUUUCUUUUUUCUCGCAAAUUCUAAACGAAAACGACGAUUUAUCGACGCGUUUGGGAUCCGAGUUGUAUUUACUCUCCUCCUAGUGACUCCUAUCGUUCCGAAAUUUCCGUCCUGCAUCUAAUAAAGCGGCCAGUGGCGUGGAUGAUAGGGGUUAUAUUCUCCCCCUCUCCCAUUGACUUAAAAAUACAACAAAACACGAGUAAUCUAAUAUCGAAACUCAUGAUUUUCGGCAGAUUUCCGAGAAAAAACUUGAUGUAUUGAUUAGAAUUUUGGUCCUUUUUUUUUUUUUAGGAUCCGGCUUUUAAAUUACCAAUUCCCAUAGUCGAGUUGGAUAGAGAAGACGAAUUUUAUUUGUUGCAUCCCCUCCCAUUGAAAAUCCCUGGGUACGCCACUGACAGCAGCCUGUUUCUAGCCGCAUGAUUACGGAUAAAAACGUCGUUUUCCUAAAUAAAUUGAAGCCCCGGGCCCACGUCGAAAUAACGUUUUGUGACGGAACACCACGGUAUUCGGUUUUACGCCGUCGUCCCACGCCCAAAUCAUUGAUUUACUCGUCUUGCGCCGAACCCCGCGGCCCGCACCGUCAUUUCACCACGCGCACGCACCACUGAGCCCACACACAUAUCUAGAGAGAAAGAGGAGAGAGGCGCCCACCAUUUUCGGUUUGGUGGCGUCGGCGGCGGCCGCUGGCCGAACAGCGUUCGUCAGUCGCUAAACCGCGUAAGGGGAACUCGGUGCGGCGGCGGCGGCGGCGGCGGCGACGACCCGGCGACCGUUGCAACCGUCUUCGUUCCAGGCGAUUCUCUCGGGUGCACACACAUACGCGCGUACACACGCACACGCACACAACAACUCUCAUGAGCAAACACGAAAACGGCUCGCCGGCCAACCAUAAUCGUCCGUCUCCACUCUCCUCACUCUUUCACCGUCCAUUGUUUUUCGUCUUCGCCGACGCCGACGCCGCACUCCGCACUCCGCACUCCGCGCCCGUGCCGACGGGGUUGCCGGGCAACCGGUACGGCCGCGCGGUCGGCGGCGGAGCGCGGGGUCAGCCGGCCGGCGGCUGCGGCGAGCGCGUACAUCACGGUCUCACGGCGACGACGCGAACGCGGGCGCACAACGGAACGAACGAGGUCGACAACGAAAUGUAGGCUUAUCAUCAGUUCCCGCUUUGUGCCGGCCGUUCAAAUUGUCCGUUCCUCCUUGUUUGGAAACUCCGUGUAAGUAAAGUAUGUAAAAGCGCGUCCGCCGUUGCCGCCGCCGCCGCCGCGUGUAUAGACAUUCUUUCUUCCUUUUUUUUUUUUUCCCCUCGUUUAUUUAUUUUUCAUUUUUUUUUCUCUCGCAACCGUCGCGCGCGUCGACCGCGUGCGUGCGCGUUAUUUUAUUUUUCGAACACUUCCCCCAUUCCCCCAUCCCCCCCCCGUCUUUACAAUCGCUGUUGACGUGCGCACCCAUCCGUGGUUAUCGCGGCACAUCACUCGGAUAGUAGGUACACCUUACCAUUUAUACCCGCCAUAAAACGCACUGCUUGGCGUCGUCGGCCGUUUCGCUACAGUUUCCGCCGACCGAAGUACUGCAACAAUAAUAACAACAAUUACGAUAUUAAAAUUGUGUGCCGGCGCCGCGUGUUCGUUUUGGACGCCGGUCCGGUCGUUUCCUAUUUCCCCUCCCCCCCGCGUUCCCCGCCCGUUUCGCAACGUUGUUUUAAUAGCGGACAAAUAUUGCUAAUCGGCGAAUAUUUCGCUCCCGGAGAUUUCGCGUCCCGUUCCGUUUCUCGACCGCCCCGCCGCCGCCGCCACCGCCUUUCCGUUUCGGACGGGCGGCGGCGCGGAUUCCUCCGCCGCUGCGACCCGUGGCCAUGCGCGAUGGCCCGCUCGCCCCCCCCCCGCCCGCUGUCCUUUCCCGCGGGUCGGUUCUUCUCAAAAAUCGAUCGAGCUCUCGUCGCCCCUUAAUAAUUCAUUAUACACCCGACCCGGGGCGGGUCCGCCGUUUUCGCAGGACGCGCCCGUUUCCCCGGGCGCCUAAACGCGCGAAUUAUAAUUCAUAAUUGGAUAUAAACGGAUCGUUUUCAAUAAUUACACACGGUUUAUAAACCGCGGCUGUAUAAUUCUGUACAAUUCUAAAAUCCGGACCUUUUAUCAGUAACCCGGCGCGUUUGGUUUUCUUCUGGGGUUAAAAAAUGAACCGAUUUGUCAUCGUGGCGUGUCUGUAACGAAAUGCGACUUUUCCAAUAACAUUCGCAACGUUUCUUCGGUUUGUGGGGGGAGGGGGAGUUGGCUAAAUCGCGUUUUUCACAAAACUGUAUAACCCCCCCCCUCUCCCCUAGAAAGCCGCCACUUCCGUGCGGUCGGCCAUAAUCUUUCGUCGUCCGCAACAAACGUGUAACAUUCGUACUCGGUCGGAAAACGUUUUUCAUCUUUCUGAAAUCUUGCCGUACGACCGAAUACAAUUUCCCCCCCCCCAUUCUCCCUUCAAUAUAAAAUAAUUCAUUAUAUCGCAUUAUGCCGACAAUAAUAUUGCCGUGUCCCGCUGAAAAUCUUGUACGUUGUGAAAUAUGAAAACGAUAACGCCGCGAUUAUUUUUUUUUUUAUUACCCAUCGUGCCUGUUAAACCGAGAUAAAAUUGUACCGAUUGUUAUCGACGUGUUUCGCUCGUUUCAGUUUAAUUUAAAUAAUCCGCGGUUUUUUUCCCAACAUUACGGACCGCGUAGGCCUUUUGCUGUUGUCGACUUUGCUCUUCUCCGUUUUGCGCGCGCGUUGUUAUUACGUGAAAAAAAAAAAAAAAUAAAUAAAUAAUAAUAAUUACAGCUGGCGAUGUUAUCGUGUCAUAAAAUGUAUUUAUAAUUAGAGUUCCCACACGACGUUUUAUUUAUCUUACAUCGGUAAUUAUAAGUUAUCUUGGAAAUUUUAUCACGGACAUUUUUGUUAUUAUAAAAAUCUAUAUUCGGAAAUAUAAACAGAUUGCGAUUGUGUGUUUUAAUAACUUUAUGAUUAUAAUUAGGUGUUUGUUUUUUUUUUUUCUCUUACGAAAUACCGACCAUUCGAUUAAAUUACGUUCGUUUAUAAAACUUGCCGCACACCAAAUAACGUUAAAUCAUUUUCAGUAACAUAUAACAAUGUCGACGUAUUGUGGCGGUCGCCUCAUUUGGGUGGGUUUUUCGGGUGGUAACUAUAGUAUUGAUUUUUAGAACGAAGUGUAUUUUAACGUACUUAGGUACAACCGAAAUAUAUUCGCUGGUUUGUUUAUGGCGAAUUGUUAUCGAACGAAAUAUACAUAUUACCGAAAAGAAAAAAAACUAAUGCUAAUUAAAAAUAAAAUAAAAAUUAAUCGAAUAAACGUACCUAUAUUUUUUUAUUAAAUUAAAUUUUCUAUGGAACGGUAUGUUUUUGAUUCUGAUGUGUAUUAUAAACACACGUUGUUAUUUAUAAUUGUGUAAGUUUACGAAUUGAAUCAAAUAACAUUCCAUUUUGGACUAGUAGUUAUUUUUUUUUUUCAGAAAUAAAUUGUGUAGGUAUUAUAUUUGUAUAAUUUUAUUUAAGAGAAAUACACGGGAUUGAUUAGAAAAUUAUUAGUUAUUUAAUUAAAUUUAUAUUUUUUAGUUACAUACGCCUUAUUUUAGCAAAAACUUGAUAGUUACAUUUUUAAUAAAAUAAAUAUCAUAAAUUAUUAAAGAUUUACUAUUUACAAGUUCAGAGGAAUUUAAAAAAGUUUUAAUAUAAUGUUUUUUUUCACAACUGUCAAUUGUUUUACACUAUUUAUUUAAAAAUAAUACCUAUUAAUUUUAUAAAUUUAUACAAUUUUCAUACACACCUAUUUAAUCCUUAAUUUGGUUUUUAAACAUAAUAUCUUCACGGUACAAAUGUAUUAUUAAUAAUUCUAAUAACUACCUAAUAUUAGGUUUGAAAAUUGUGCGUAUUCAUGUUUUGUGUUACUGAACAUAUCAUUAUCAACAUUAUUUUGAUGAAAUUUAAUAAAUACGUUAAUUUUAUUUGAUAAAUAAAUUAAAAAUAAUACUAUAAGAUAAAAUAAAAUGUUAAUAACGAGUAACGAUAAAUAAUAAUAUACCGUAUGUAUACAGAUUAUUCCUGUAGUUAUUAAAUAAGUCAAUUUCAAAUGUAAUUACAUAAAUAAAUAAUAUUAAAAUUUAUUUUUUAAUAUUUCAGAGGUACAAUGACAGUUAACGGCCAGCAUUACUGUCUGCGUUGGAACAAUUACCAAUCGAACAUGACCUCUGUAUUUCAUCAACUUCUCCGGAAUGAGUCUUUUGUUGAUGUCACACUUGCUUGUAAUGAGAGCACACUUAAAGCACAUAAAGUAAAGCAUUACCAACUAUAUUUAUUGUUGUAUACGUUUUAAUAUUGUGUUUAUUAUUAUAUUAUAGGUAGUCUUAUCGGCUUGUUCCUCAUACUUCCAAAAACUAUUAAUGGAUAAUCCAUGUAAACAUCCGACCAUUAUACUACCAUAUGAUGUUUGUUUCAAUGAUCUCAAGUUUAUUAUUGAAUUUGUAUACAGGGGUGAAAUUGAUGUGUCUCAAGCUGAAUUACAAGUAGGUUUUACGCUAACUCUUAUAGUGUACAAUAUUAAAAUAAUGUCCUAUUAUACUUUCAGUCUCUUCUAAAAACAGCAGACCAAUUAAAGAUAAAAGGAUUAUGUGAAGUGCCCGAAGACGAGCGUGAUACGUCUAUUGUUGCUGAAGUAACUCCUCUGGGGCCGUUAAAAAGUGGAGGACGGGUGUUUACCAAAUUACAACGUAGAACUUCACCGUAUUCAAAAAAAUUAAGUCCCAAUCACAUUCAACAAGAUCAGUUUAAUCGUAAUUAUUAUCGUAUUGAACAAUCGGGUUUUGCGCCUAUCAAUGUUGAUCAAGAAAAUAAAUCUAUGAAUGUAAUAAAUAUUAUGAUGAAAUCAAUGAGAUUUUAUUUUUUAUUUGAUUGUUUUAAUAUUAUGAUUAUUGUUUUCAAUUUAGUCGAUUCAUUGCAUGACUGUAGCUACAUCAACUGAAGACGAUGAGAAAGAUAUGAAAUCAACCCUGACAGAUUUACCAGUUGUUAUAUUGGAACCUCAUCCUACCAUAAGUUUACAUACUCAACAGCAGCCUCAGAUAGUUCAUAUACCAAUACCCCAACAACAACAAUUAAACCAUGUUACUCAACAUACAAACCAACCGCAGCUGCAACGAGCUGCAGUUCAAACUCAUUCACAGGUUGAAUACUAAUAUGUACCUAUAUAUUAUAUAUUUUUAGUCUUAGUAAAUUGUAUUAACUCUAAAAUUAUUUUUAGAUGAUAAUUACAACAGGUCCAGUUAUGACAGUUAAUGAAGCAGAUAUUACCCCUGAUUUACAGCCUGUCGGUCCUAGGGCAACACCAGUACCAGUAAAAAAUAACCCUAGCCCUUCAUCAACACCUACACAUAGAGAUAUAGCUGGUAAUGGGUUAAACAAAUAUUUAGAUAUUUUAAUUUUAAAUUAUAAUUGUAGGAAUAAAAUUAUAUAAUAUUGUAUAGAACAAAAACAAAAUCAUUAUUAUACUCUGUCCCACGAGAGACCAUGUCGUGGCUCUGUGCAUCCUACCAUUAUCGGCGGCGACAUUUGAAUGCAUGGAUGGGAUACAAUGGCCUGGUUGGUCGAAGAAACGAUGCGCAGAUCUGGCAUGCUCUCUCGUGGGAUAGAGUAUAGAUUUAUUAAUACAUUUAAUCAAAGCAUAUGUAUUAAUACCAUAAUAUUAAUAUUUUUAUCAAUACAGAAAAUAUAUAUAAAUUCAAUAAUGGAAUACAAUAUUGCAGCAUCCCCUUAAAGCAUAGCUUGUGUUGGGGCAGCUAGUUUUUAUCACUUUAAAAGUACACAUAACCUAAAAACAAUUAGUUGUUUAUAAUAAUAUUAUCUAUAGCAAGAUAAUCUAUUAAUUUUAUUAAUAACGCUAAACAUAGAAUUAAUUUUAGCUUAUUUUUACAAAACUAAGCGUACACUACUUAAAAUUUGCCUCAUAGGACAAGCUAUCAAUUGUCCAGUCAAAAAAUAAAAUAUCCUUAUAAUCAACAAGGUUUAUUAGUUCAGUAUUAAUAUUUGUUUUUAUUGUUUUUAUUAGUAUUUCAAAUAUGUUUUAAAGUAUUUUAAAUAUUCAAAUUAAUUAAUAUUAAUAUUUAAAAAACUAUAUAAAUCAAGAUAGAAUACUUUCUUGUCUCAGAAUUUUUAAGACACUUCAUUAAACGAAUGUUAAUAUUUCCCUUAUCUAGUGUUAUGUUCAUGACCUGAUAGGCAUUAAAUGUUCAUGUUUAUACAAAUCUAAUUAUACAGAUAGAUUAUAAACAAUCCUAAAAUUCUUAACAUUAAAUUUUUCGUAAAUAAAAAUAGUGCUAAUUUGCCCAAAAAGAUUUAGUAAAUGUUUAAUAACACAUUUUAUUGUAACAUUCGGCCUAAAAAUAAGGUUAUUAAUAGUUCCUCCCCAAAUGGAUAUACCAUAAGAGAAGAUCGGUUGAACUAAAGCUAAAUAAAUAACGUUUAGGAGAUGUAUCUAAUAUUAUAUACCUGGCUUCAUUAAAUAUAUAGAAAAAUAUACGUAAAAUGCCAUUAAUAUAAUUGAUAUGACUGUUUUAUUUAAAUCUAUAAACAAUUAUUAGGUCAAGAUACUUUAAUUCAUUAACAUUUUCAAGUUUAACAAAUUUUGGAUCACAAUUUGUAUUUAAAUUAAGAUUAAAUUUUAGCAAAUGGACAAUCAAAUUAUGUCUAUUUAAGUUAUAAUAGCAGGUAGAUUAAAAAAAUAAAUAUACAUUUUAGUACAUUUAAUUUAAUUUUUAUAAAACCAAGUGCUCACGUUAUUUAAAAUCCCAUUUGCCUCAUUGUACAAGUUAUCAGUUGUCGGUUCAGAAAAUAAAAUAGGCUUAUCAUCAACAAAGCUUAUUAGUUCAGUAUUAAUAUUUGUUUUUAUAUUUAAUUAAAUUAAUUAAAUAAACAUAAUUAUCAACACAAGCUCAAUAGUAUAUAUAGCCUAUAGAAAUAAUAUUAGAAAAAAUCAUAAACAAAAUAAAAAAUAACUCACCAAAUAAUGUUAACUAUUGUAGUUUGAAGUAUCAAAAUAAUUUGUCUACCAAAUUCGCAAAAUUCUGAACAAUAAUACAAAUAAUGUAAAAAUCUCUUUUAAGACUAAUAAUAAUUUAAUCAAACAUAAACAACAUAACUUAAAACUUCACAAAACAAAAAUCCCCCUUCUUUUGAAAAUGCUAGUAUGUAUAAACUUAAAUGUAACUAAUAAAUUGUAUAUAGGUAAGACAAAUAGAAAUUUUAAAAUAAGAUAUAAAUAACACAUUUCUGAAAUAAAAUUAAAAAAGACUAUUCCUACUUCAAAUUUUACUAAAUAUGUUUUAGAAAAUAACCAUAAUAUAAAUUUUGAUAUUAAUACAGACUUACAAAUAUUAAAUACCCAAAAUAAAAUUAACAUUAAUUCAAUUUUAAAAGAAUUACACUUACAUAAUGAAAUAAAGACAAAUUAUUUUAAUAUUAUUUUAAAUGUACAAACUAAUUUUAAAAAUAAUAUUUUAUAUCAAUACAUUUUAGAUAAUAAAUAAUAACCAAAUUAUUUAUUUAUCUUAACAUAUUUAUGUCUAUUAAUAACUCAUUUUAAAUAAUCUCGCCUAUUAAAUAAAUUAUUUAUAUGGAAAACGACCAAUUUCUAUAAUUUUUUUCUGUGUAUUCCUUCAUAUUUUUUUUCAUAUUCAAUUGCGUUUUACUUUUUAACUUUGUGAUUUACCUGAUGAUGAUGAUUUUUUAAUUUGAAACUGGUACAAUACACAUAUCAUAAUACUCCAGACAAGUCAUUUAUUUAUUUGUUUAUUUAUUUCUACAUAUAAAUUAUUUAUUUAUAUAUUUUAAUAAAUUAUUCAUAAAAAUUAUUAAAAUAAUGAAUCUAAGAUUAUUUCCUGCAGAAAUCCAUGAAUUAUAUCUUUGGUUUUACCACAACAAUCAUCAAUUUUUACAAUUUAAGUUCUAUCACUUAGCAACAAUUUUAAUAGUUUAUUAGCCACUCCCAAAAUACCUGAAUAUUCUUAUUUUUUUAGCAAUAGCUCAUGAUUAAUACAAUAAAGGCCUUUUGAAAAUCUAAAAAUACUCAUAACUUUAUAAUUUAUAUCAAUACAUCUGUGAACAAAGUUAUCCAACUUAAAAAGUGCAUUAGUUGUUGACAAACCAGAUCCAAAACCAAACUAAAUAAUUUUAGAAGGAUUUUUUUUCUAAAAAAUUUAGUAAAUAAUUUUUGAUACAUUUUUCAGAAAUUAUAGACAAAGUUAAUGAUAGUGAGAUUGGUCUAUAAUUUUCACAUGUUAACUUAUAUGUUUUAAACGCUAAAUGAUAAAUGCCUAUUAAUAAAGAUUUAUUACAAAUUAACAAUAAUGCAAUUUUCUGAAGAAUGUAAUUUGUUAAAUCAUAUUCAUAAAAAUAAUUUUAAUUUUAAUUUCAUCAUUGAUGACUAAUUGGAUUAAGAAAUAUGCUGUUUUUGUUAUUUUUUACAUUUUUAAAUUCAAAUUUAUCUUCAAUUAUAUGUUAUUUCUAAAUUAUUUCCUAUAUUAACAAAAAAAUCAUUUAGUUUAUCACAAAUUUUAUUGUAUGUUUGAGAUUUUGAUACUCUGAUUAUAUAUAUUAAAAAUUGUUUUAAAAAACAUGACUUAGAAUGUAUUUUUUUAAGUUAUAUUUACGUAACCACUUAGUUUUGGUAUAUUACCAUCAUCAGAUUACUGAUACGUACAUACAAUGUAUAUAUAUAUAUAUGUAAUUAAUCAAAAACAAUGUUAUAAGUAACCUGAUGAUGGUAAUAUGUCGAAACAAAUUUUAGUUUUAAAUUCAAUGAUAACAUAUUUAUUUACAAUCUUAUCAAUAUUAUUUUUAUAUUUGCUCGGUUUACCUGUGAUCUCAUUUAUAAAAUUCCAAUCCUGUUUACUGUCAGAUUUGGUUAAUUUCAAUAUAUUUCAGUAAAUUUGUUUUAAUUUUCUCAUCAAUAAAUUUAACAUAUUUCUUUAUAAAUUAUAAAUGUCUUAAAUUUUAAAUUGAAAGGCCUAGACCUCAGCUUAGAAAAUAGUUUUUUUUAGUAAUAAUGCCAGUUGUGAUCCACACAUAGAUUUUAUAACUUUUUUGGUUUGUCUUUAAUUAUAGAGAUAAAGGAAUGGUUAAUAAAUUCUUUUAUUUUGGAAUUAAAAAUGUCAACCAUAUAGUGUCUAUAUUUAAAGAAUCUAAACAAGAAUGCUAGUUUUUAAUUUUAAUCAAUAAAUCUAAGUGAUUUAUAUUUAUUUUGCUAAUAGUAGGUACAUAACAUAGGUACAUAAUAUUAUAUUUGGAUUUGAAUUAUCUUAUUCAACAAAUAAAUUUAAAAAUAUGUUGUAUUCAAUAUGUUAAGUAACUUAUAUUUCUUCUUAAAAAUUAAAAAUUAAUUUCCAUUUUAGUUGGUACAUCAUGUUCAAAUGAUGUGAUGAGAAGUGAUGGAAGUGAAGUGAAGUUUGAAAGUUCAAAAUUUGAAACACUCCGAACCAUUGAUCAAUCAUCAGAUGCAAUUAGAAUAGAAAGGCAGCAUUCAAAGGAUCGUGUAAUAAUAAUUUAUUAUAAAAUAUGAAUUUUAAUUUGUUUUUUAUUUUUUAUUAAUUUUAACAACUUGUAUUUUGUAGAAUAUCAAUGAUGAAGAUAGCUCAAUGCACACAAUGAUGAUAACGCCAGAACUGUUAGGAUUAUUACCAAAUUCUUCUAAUACAGGAGGUAUAUAAUAAUAUUAAAUGUAUUUGUCUUCUAUUACUUAAUUCACACUUACCCAAAUGCAUUAUAAAAUUACAGAUACCAGUGAAGAUGGUUCUAGUAACAAUAUAAACAAACAAUAUGGUGUGAAUGGCAGUAAAGGAUGGACGGCUGAUGACAUGGAGAACGCCUUAGAAGCAUUACGUUCGCAUAAUAUGUCUUUGACUAAAGCAUCCAUCACAUUUGGAAUUCCUUCUACAACAUUAUGGCAACGUGCUCAUAGAGCUGGAAUAGAUACUCCUAAAAAAGAUGGACCUGCUAAAUCUUGGAAUGAUGAAGCAUUAAAUGUUGCAUUGGAUGCUUUGCGUACUGGUACUAUUUCAGCAAAUAAAGCCAGUAAGGCUUAUGGCAUUCCCAGUAGUACUCUGUAUAAGAUUGCGCGCCGGGAAGGUAUUCGAUUAGCUGCUCCCUUUAAUGCAGCACCUACAUCUUGGGGUCAGGAACAAUUGGACCAAGCAUUACACGCUAUACGGACCGGGCAAACAACUGUGCAACGAGCUGCUUCUGACUUUGGCAUACCUUCUGGUACACUCUAUGGCCGGUGUAAACGUGAAAAAAUUGAAUUGUCCCGUAGUAAUCCCACACCAUGGUCUGAAGAUGCUAUGAUGGAAGCUCUUGAAUCUGUACGUUUAGGUCACAUGAGCAUUAAUCAGGCUGCAAUACAUUACAAUUUACCAUAUUCUUCAUUAUAUGGUCGUUUUAAGAGGGUUAAAUAUGGAGCUGGACAUCCAGAUGAUGAUUGUGAUGACAUGAUCGAUUCAGACACACAAGGUGAACACAUGCAACAACAACAGCAGCAGCAGCAACAACAACAACAACAACAACAACAACAAUCAAAUCAGCAAGUUCAGGCUACACCAGUGUCCCAAAUUAUGCUAGUUCAGUAUCCUGCGCCACAAAUUCAAAUGUAUCAACAUCAUCCAACUCAUUCAACUAGUUGA
Cinara cedri is the source of this 20371-nucleotide messenger RNA. NCBI's taxonomy places the organism in Eukaryota, Metazoa, Arthropoda, Insecta, Hemiptera, Aphididae. The record is from the annotation of a GenBank genome assembly.